Molecule: messenger RNA, 587 nt
Organism: Carassius auratus (goldfish)
Lineage: Eukaryota; Metazoa; Chordata; Actinopteri; Cypriniformes; Cyprinidae
Product: probable ubiquitin carboxyl-terminal hydrolase FAF-X
Exons: 4
Coding region: 61-441 (126 amino acids)
Source: RefSeq, a predicted model, not a curated record
CCUGUCCAGAGUAAUGAGACUUCUAAUGGAUACUUCCUGGAGCGCUCCCACAGUGCCCGUAUGACUUUGGCCAAGGCCUGUGAGUUGUGUCCAGAAGAGUGUCACUUAACGAAGCACGAGGUGGUAUCUGAAGAGGACGCUGGCCGGAACCCGUCCUCGACACAGCAACUUUUGCCAGGGGAAGUGACAGGCCAACAACAGCACACCGAGCCUGAUGAGCAGGAGGCCCUCGAUGAGCAGGACACUUCUCCUCCAGAGGACACUGCUCUGUACCCUCACUCUCCAGGCACAAAGUUUCAACCGCAGAAUAACCUCCCGCUUACACAGCCAUACACUGGCCCUGCAGCACAGCACGUCAACAAUCCUCAGCGUCCAGGCCCACGAGCACAAGAGAACUGGGAGCCCCCUGAGGAGGUGCCGCCCAGCCAGACUAAAGACUAACAAUAUGUUGUCACACUGUCCUCCAUCUGAGCUCUCCAGAAGAGAUACUCGAAUCCAGAGCAAGGCCAGGUCCCACCAUGCUGCUCUACUCCAGAGCCCGUGUAACCAGAACAUUCAGCUUCCCUCAAUUUCUAACCCUGGAGCGG